This is a messenger RNA of Monopterus albus (swamp eel), 387 nucleotides long. RefSeq names its product 60S ribosomal protein L36a-like. Gene Ontology annotation, biological process: translation. The transcript has 3 exons. Gene Ontology annotation, cellular component: ribosome. Gene Ontology annotation, molecular function: structural constituent of ribosome. The record is from RefSeq and is a predicted model, not a curated record. NCBI's taxonomy places the organism in Eukaryota, Metazoa, Chordata, Actinopteri, Synbranchiformes, Synbranchidae. The annotation marks the transcript as partial.
GCAUUGUAUGUUUGAAUGGCUGCAUUUGAAAUACCUAAUUCUUUCAGGUUUAUUGCAUGUUUCCUCACAUUUAUUCUCCAUAUUGUUAAGGUGAACGUCCCGAAGACCCGCAGAACCUUCUGCAAGAAGUGUAAGAAGCACCAGCUCCACAAAGUCACCCAGUACAAGAAGGGAAAGGAUUCCCUCUAUGCACAGGGUAAGAGAAGAUAUGACAGAAAGCAGAGUGGGUACGGUGGUCAAACGAAGCCCAUUUUCCGUAAAAAGGCUAAGACUACAAAGAAAAUUGUGUUGAGGCUUGAGUGUGUGGAGCCCAACUGCAGAUCCAAGAGAAUGCUGGCCAUCAAGAGAUGCAAGCACUUCGAGUUGGGUGGUGACAAGAAGAGAAAG